Oreochromis niloticus (Nile tilapia) is the source of this 918-nucleotide messenger RNA. RefSeq names its product low affinity immunoglobulin gamma Fc region receptor II-like. Gene Ontology annotation, biological process: immune response; cell surface receptor signaling pathway. The transcript is spliced from 4 exons. Gene Ontology annotation, molecular function: transmembrane signaling receptor activity. Gene Ontology annotation, cellular component: external side of plasma membrane. The annotation marks the transcript as partial. The record is from RefSeq and is a predicted model, not a curated record. NCBI's taxonomy places the organism in Eukaryota, Metazoa, Chordata, Actinopteri, Cichliformes, Cichlidae.
UCUCAGUUCUUUGAAGGAGACUUUGUGUCUCUGAGCUGUGAGGAGGACGACAGCUCUGCUGGAUGGACUCUGAGGAGAAACACAAGCAAACAACAGAGGACUCAGUGUGGAGAUGGGUGGGGAGAAGGAGCUGGUUCCUCCUGUAACAUCAGCUACAUCUUCACCUUAGACAGUGGAGUUUACUGGUGUGAGUCCAGAGAGGGUCCCAUCAGUAACAUGGUUAACCUGACAGUCACUGGUGGAUCAGUGAUCCUGCAGAGUCCUGUCCUCCCUGUGAUGGAGGGAGAUGACGUCACUCUGCUCUGUAAAACAAAGACCACUCCCUCCAACCUCCCAGCUGCUUUCUAUAAAGAUGGCUCCCUCAUCAGGAAGCAGCCUACAGGUCACAUGACCAUCCAGCAUGUUUCCAGGUCUGAUGAAGGCCUCUACAAGUGUGACAUCAGCGGUCAUGGAGAGUCUCCAUCCAGCUGGAUCACUGUCACAGAAGUCUCUGCAGGUAGACCUACAACCACAACCUCACCCAUCACCUCUUCAAACAUGCCCCCAACCAUAUCUUUGCCCUCUUACUCCACCACCCUGAGACUGGUCUGUCACCUGGUGGUGAUCUGUCCAUACUUCAUCUCCACUCUCCUCAUGGUGUCUUUAUAUCGACACAGAGCCAAAGGAAAUGACCCCACCAUCUUCUUGGCAACAGAAACUAACACUGAUGAGAGACUCUGUGAGGACUAUGAUGAUAUUGCCGAGGUGACCACUGAGCAUCAGCUCUGAGCUUAUUCUCUAUCAGAUGGUGGUUAUCAUAAAUGUUAUCAUAAACGAGUCUUUGUUUGUGUGAACUUUGUAAAUAAAGUUUUGCUUGUUCUGUCAGCUCACAGGUUUUUUUUAACAUGUCAAAAUGACAAAAAGAGCUUGUUGCCAUCC